Molecule: messenger RNA, 378 nt
Organism: Coniophora puteana RWD-64-598 SS2
Lineage: Eukaryota; Fungi; Basidiomycota; Agaricomycetes; Boletales; Coniophoraceae
Exons: 2
Biological process (GO): glutathione metabolic process
Molecular function (GO): glutathione transferase activity
Source: RefSeq, a predicted model, not a curated record
AUGGCCUUGAAGCUUUACAGCAACCCGGCAUCCCCUUGUUCCCGUAACGUUGCGACGGUUUGCAAAGAGCUCAACCUUCCUUAUGAGCUCGUUGUGGUCGAAUUCACCAAAGGCGUACACAAGCUACCAGAGUACGUCAAGAAACAGGCCUUCGUCCAGAUCCUUUAUACUUUGAGUCCUUUGGAUGGCGACGGCUUCAUGCUCCUUCAGUCUCGCGUCAUUGCUCGCUACCUGGCGGUCAAGCAUGAGAACACAGACAUGGAAACCCUAUAUACAAGCAACAUCCAGAGAAGAACUCUCGUCGAACAGGCGUCUAUCGAAGCAUUCAGCUUUUACCCGUCCAUGUACGACACCGUUUCUGAGAGAGUCUUCAAGCCG